AUGGAUCCUCCUCUCAUCACUGACUCCACAUUCUCGCCUGCUUACACCCUCGCCGACAUUUGGCUCGGAAGCCCCCCUUUCCCCCCCGCCUCCGCCGAUCAAUCCGCCUUCACCCACCUCGCCACCGCCUCCUGCAAGAGGAAGGAUGCCGUCACCGACGACGACGACGACCACUGCUCCAAGAAUGAUUCUGGUUGCAAUAAAAGGAUGAAGUUGGGAGGGUCCAGCGUUGAGAGUGAUAGUUUGAAAGGUGAAGGAGAAACGAGUUCUGUGGGUGGUAACAAGUCAAGUGAACAAAGCACUAUACCUUGUGAGGCACCUAAGCAAGACUACAUUCAUGUGAGAGCAAGAAGGGGCCAAGCUACUGAUAGCCACAGUCUAGCAGAAAGAGCAAGAAGAGAAAAAAUCAGUGAGAGAAUGAAAAUUCUUCAGGAUUUGGUUCCUGGGUGUAACAAGGUAACUGGUAAAGCCCUUGUCCUAGAUGAGAUAAUCAAUUACAUCCAGUCGCUGCAGCGUCAGGUUGAGUUCCUUUCUAUGAAGCUCGAAGCAGUUAAUUCAAGGAUGAACAUGAACCCUAGCAUAGAUGGAUUUCCUUUAAAAGAUGAUGGUGGUACUCAACGAUUCGACAUUGCAGGAAUGGUUUUUGGAUCACAAGCAGCAAGGGGGUAUGCUCAGGGAUCACAUCUUGGAUGGCUGCAUAUGCAGAUCGGUGGUGGUUUGAGGGAACAACAUGAUUAA
Molecule: messenger RNA, 738 nt
Organism: Sphenostylis stenocarpa
Lineage: Eukaryota; Viridiplantae; Streptophyta; Magnoliopsida; Fabales; Fabaceae
Source: the annotation of a GenBank genome assembly